UAAAUCGCUAGGAUUGUAUGUUUUCUUGAAGAUGUUGGUCAGUCUAGUGUCGUAGUGGACGCAAACCUUGUUGAAAAUUGCGUCAAAGAGAGAUAUAACCUCUGAGAGUGACCUUCUGGUCGAUACCCAAUCCUCAGAGCGUGCCAAACGGUGGACUUAGCGUAUUUCGGCGUCGGGUUACGUUUGAUACUGUCUCGAGUCAGGGACCGCGGAAACCUUAUCACCUUGAGCGUGAAUAACACGACAUCUUGACGUAUGAUAGCAACCGGACUGGGCUGUAGAGUGAAUCGGACCAGCUAGGGAUGUGAUCCACUGUUUCUAGUGAGAAUUAUAGUGCACUUCUCUGCUAAGAAUUCACCAACAUGUUUUACACAAUUAGAGGCAUGCGUGUUUUCCUAAAGAAGUCCUCAGCACUGAUGAUGUGAAAAACAUAGCUUGCGUUCUCAAAACAAAGCCAUGUCUGCAAACGUUGCCGUAUGUCCGUCCGAAAACAUGGCCGAGAUGCGCCCGUCGGGAGGGACAUCCCCGCUUCUCCCUCAAGACCCGCAACAGCCUAUGGUACAAGCUGGAGUAUGGUGUGAAAAAUGCAAUAACAGACUGGUGGAGCUAAAACGGCAAGUCCUUAGGCUGAUACUACCAGAAAUACAGGGAUAUAUACACAGCGGAAACACCCCAAACGCGGGUUCACUGUCGACAAGAAUCUUCGGACAAAUACACCUCCCCGAUACCCACCUCAAAUCCUGGCAAAACGAGCACUGCUUGGUCUGCUCCACCCACCUGAACCAGCUCAAGUGGGAGGCGAUUUCCAUGGUGCACACGCUGGAAGAGUCGCAAUUCCUCGCUUAUUAUAACAUCCCGGGGUACGUCGUAGGGCCAAACACGGACCAGCUUCUGAGGCGGAUUGAAAAGGACAAGCAGCGUCACCCUGGAAACGCGACCACUGAGCAUGGUGAUCGUGGGCUCUUGUACGCGAGGCCCGAGGAUGGCAACUCUACCUCGUUCUUUCACAGGGCGGCACAAAAGUUGAAUCUUUCAUCUAAAAAGAAAAGCAAGAAACACCAUGUCAAAGAGAGUUCGCCCGCAGUACACGACGCCCCCGUACCCUCCCCUCGGCAUGCGCAGAAGGAGUCAUCGCCCUACCCUUUCCCCACCAAGUUCAAGGAAGUCCUACGUUUGUCACAACCGUCCGCACCACCUGCCCUACUGAAGACAAGUAAACGGACUGAUGGCAAGGUGAAGGUGAUGCUUCGAGUCUGUCCGAGCUUCAUAGGCGAGUCGGCCUCUGUCAUGAAAGUGGACACGAAACGCAAGCAAGUCACGCUCUACGACCCUAGUACCGUUAGUCACGUGUCCCAUUCACGACGAAAGAUGGGCGUCGCCGCGCCGAAGAUGUUCGCUUUUGAUGGGAUUUACGAGCCAGAUGCGUCGCAGUCCGAAGUGUGUUCGGGAUCGCUCGUGGACAUCAUUCAAACAGUCGUGAAUGGUUCGGAUGGUUGCCUGUUCACAUAUGGCCAUGCUGGACUAGGUAAAACGUUCACGAUGAUGGGACGAGACGAGAGCGAUCAGACGAUUGGUGUUUUGCCAUGUGCGCUAGCGUGGCUUUUCCGUCUUAUCAGCGACCAGAAACAAAAGACUGGUACUAAGUUCUCGGUCCGAGUGUCUGCGGUUGAGAUUGUUGGGAGGUCAGAGAACUGGAGGGACUUGCUCGCUGCGACCACGUCUACUGAGAAUGGUACCAAUGAGACGGUCAGCCCGAGUGUGUUCCUGAGAGAGGGCAAAAGCGGAGGAAUGCAGCUGCUCAAUCCCUCCGAGUUGCGCGCAUCCUCGGCUGAGAAAGCCGCUUUCUACCUUGACGCAGCAUUGGCGGCCCGCACGCGACCUUCUGGCGAUAAUGGACCAGAUGGCAGCGCUGAGCGAGACGAGACCAAAAACUCCCAUAUGUUCUUCACUGUCCACAUCUAUCGCGUGGAAAAGCACUCCAAAAGCACAGGCGUGCACGGGGGGCGAUCUCGAUUACAUCUCAUAGACCUUGCUAGCUGCGAGGGGUACACAGGAUCCAAAAAAGAUGGCGGAGCUAGCAGCAUGUCUAUCGCAGGCCUCGGAAACGUCAUCAUUGCGCUCAUCAAUGGCGCAAAGCACGUGCCGCACAAAAAUAGCAAGAUCACCCGCAUGUUGCAGGAGUCUAUCGGCAACACGUCCUGUCGAACCACCAUGAUCGCACACGUCUCUCCAUCACUACCAUUCUACGCCGAGACGCUCUCUACCGUACAGCUUGCAUCUAGGCUCCACCGACUGAGAAAACGCAAGGGCAAGGGCUCGAGUUCCAAUUCUUCUGGAGGUGAGAGCUCGUGUGACGAAUCACGAAUAAGAAAACCCCGUCUCCGCACAGCGGAACCGCGCGUGCGCACCACAGCUAUCCCGGCCAGGCUGCGUGAGGACGGCCCAGCGUCAGGCGAGGGGGAGGACCAGAGCAACAGCGAGCAAGAGGAGUACAACUCUAGUACGGGCGAAGAAUCUUGCGAUACUGUGAUUUACGUCGGGCCAGACGGCGAGCUUAGCGACAGAGACCUGACGGACCACGAGGGUCCUCCUCCGGUUGGAAGGUACUCUAAAACAGCGGGUAAUACUUCAUGGGAGGAGAGUGAGAGUACCAGAUCACUGAAAGAGAAAUUGGACUCUAUAGAAAACCAGCAGGAGGAAGUUGAAGACACCGUGGACAAGGAACAGGAGAUUAAUUUUGCUGCUGUUAUCAAGGAAGUGCAGGUUUUACCGGGUGCUGGCGACGAACCGCCAGUAAGGGAAAUUGUGUGUGAGGGAAGAACAGACGGCCUGGAACUCGGUGAAUACCUGAAUUUAGAGGAAAGUGACUCGACCCCGACGAGCAGAGAAACUGUUGCGGAAUGCUUUCGGGGAAUUAAAGAAUCGAUCUCUCAGGACGAAAUUGUCGAGAGAAUUAAGGACACUUAUUGUGAAGAGGAAUUCUUGGAAGAAAUCCGAGAGCUUGAUUCGCUAGUUGAGACUUUAGAUCAGAAUUGUUCGCCUCCUAGCGAACCUGACUUAGAUUAUAAUUUGGAAAACAGGGAAUACUGUAGUCAGGAACUUGACGACUCCGAAUUAAGCUACGGGCAAAUUUGUGGAGGAACAUCCAAAAAGCGGGAACUUUCAGGGAAUUCAAGCGAAUUUUCAGGAGAUUUAACAAAAGAUAAUCACAUUUCCCAAGGUUACCCUGGAAUACCUUGUCAAAUACAGGAAUACAAAUCGGACACUAGCAGUAACAAAAAGCGGCAAAGCUUAUUCCUGAGUGAGAACGUUUUACUUCUGGGUAAGGGCCAGGAAUUAAGCGAGCGGGACUUAAAGGAAACCGCGAAGUACGCAUUGAGCAAGGCAGAGAUUUUAUUAGGUGUUGGGUCAGAAGUGGUGGAAGAAGCCGGAUCAAGUAGUGCUCAAGACAUGCGCUACCACAAGCCUUCGUCACGUGUCAUCCACGUGGAGGCGUUCGUUGAUAAUAUUAUCAAGCCUGCGCAUGCGUCUAAGUCUAGCAGCUCCGACGCUUCGUCGUCGGACGCGGAGAGCAUUGUGUUACCGGAAAAACCACAGUUUUCCUUCAUGACAUGUGACGCUAUCAACGACCCAGCAGACGCGUGUCGCAAGAGAGGCUCGCGGGAACUCCUCGAGAUGGACCACCGCGCCUCGUUGCCAUGCUGUAACAUCACCGCCCAGCUCGUGGAGGCGUGUCAGCCAAACGGGAUGUACACGCGGGACAAUCGUCGAGAUCCCGCAGACGAGCAGCACAGCCCGGACGAGUUCUACUUUGACGACACAGAGCUGUCUUGGAGCGAGAAGGACGAGGACGUGGGCACGAUCACCGUGUAUUACGAGGAUGACAGGGGCCAAGGGGUAGAGAUCCAACAUUCGCAGUCAACAGAGUCCUUCCCUGACUUGGACAAGCAGCUUUCACUCGUAGAGCCAGUCCAAGACGGCACCGAGCCAGAGCUAGAGUUAAGGGCAGGGUCCAAUGAUAGUCUUGACUCCGACCCAGAACUACCACCCCGCUCCCCCGCCAUGGACACGCCCAUGCAAAUGUUCUACCAUCUGGUCCCCUCGCCACAGUCCUCGUCCACUGAGGAAGAUUGCGAUGACGGAAUGACGUCAAAGAGUAAAACCGUGAAAUCCCUAUCGCCAAUCCCAGAAUGCCCAUCUAGGGAGUCAAGUCUGAACAGGUCGACUGAAAGCAUCAACAUCCACGAGAAGCGAAAUCGUGAUAGCUUUAUUUACGUGGAGGUUCGAGAUAACCCGGACCGCAACACGCCCGUGCACGAGAAAGAUCGCGACUUCAUCUCGCCCCCCGCUAAGUACUUCAGGACUGUGGAUGACGUAGGGUCGCAAACCGAGCCGAGUGAAGUGAGGACAAUGUCUCCCGAUAAACACGAGCUUCGCUCCCUUCUUCAAAGGUUCGUAGCAGAGCAACUCAAGGAGUGCCAGGUAGAUGGACCGCCCAUCAACAAGACAAGACCGACGGCCUCCAUCGCUCUCGAUCACUCCACCUCCAUGCCCACAAAAUCAACUCCUACCUCCAUGCCCAGAAAAACGCCCAAUACCUUUAUACCAUCAACACCACAGGUGGGUCCUACCCCACCCAGGCGCGGGAAUAGACGAUGUAAGGUGAUCUCGCCUAGUGACUCCCCUGGUCAGGAUAUUCUACUGCCGCCACUGAUGCCUCAGAGGCGCGCCAUCCCGGAGACAGCUCGGGUGAUCCGCGCACCGCGUCUUAACUCUCGGACGGACCGGAGCUGCAGAAGUGACAUCGUGUGCUACAGCCGCAGCGCCGCGCAAAGGGAAGAGUACCGCGAUGAUUCUAGUGAGAGCUCCGCCAAGACAGAGCCGUGGUCACCGCAUACCGCCAGGUACAUGCUCCCGCCCCCUCUCCCAAGACCUACAACUAGUGUUACCUUCCUUGGUUGCGAGGAUGCCACCAAGAGCGGCACCACGGUCAGACCAGUCGAAUCAGAAGCUGAUACUAAACCGGGACCAGUAGGGAAGUCGGACAAGCCUAGGAAUAGAAACGACACCGGGUAUCAAAGUGAACCAGAAAUUGCUCUUAAAAGAGCGUCUCGCCGGGCCAGGAAGCAGAAUGAACUUGAAGAGAAAGGAUAUGCAAGCGAAAGUGACGGAAAGCGCUCAUCCCGUGACCGCUGCCCUAGUGCAUCGAAUACCGUUCGGCUUACUUACGUAGGCUCUGAGGUCUCGGACAGUGAGGCGGACAUUUCUGACCGGAAAUUGCGCCUUCACCAAAGUGAGCCUCAAAUGGAUCGCUAUGGCAACUUAAAGCGUCCCACCCUGAGCCGUGAGAGGAUCAGUCCCAGUACUCCCUACGCGCCUCAAGUAGAAUUCCGCGACCGACAAAAGCAGCGCUCGCAAGCCAAGCUCAUCUACAGGCUGUCAGGUGCUGACUUCCUGGAGGCGAUGUCGUCGGCGAUGGAGACCACCACCACGUCCACACCUACCGGCAGCAAGGUGUGCGUGCCGAGUGAGGCCCUGCGACAGGCCUCCCUGAGCACCCUGAAGAGCGGCAUAAGCAGCACGAGCACCGUGUGGAUCAUGAGUGAGCCCGCAAUCUCAUGCGGGGAGACGACAGCGGAUGAGCGCUCGGUACCAGGCACCCCGGCGUGCGUGCCGCGCGGCAAGUCCAUCAGUAAACUCAGGCUGUUCAGUCGUGACCGGGGGAGUUGCAAUAGCGUCCAUGCUAGCCGUGACCGGGGGAGCUGCCUUAGCGUGCGUGACCGAAAUAGCUAUAGCAGUGGUCACGCAAGUGACAGUAGCUUCUCCGAAAGCCCGGGCCCACGACAGAGCCGCAACCGCUCGUUGAAGAGAUCAAAAUCAGCAGCCUCAACACGAUCCGAAACAGCCAGCAGCAGCGGCUACGAGAGCAUGCGCGGCAACGACACCAGUCACUUGUCUAGCGAUAGCUGUAGCGAGAGGGAGACCGUGAGGGAGAAAAGAAGAGGAUUCAGGCGCAAGCGCAGUAACUCCGCCCCACCGACCAAUCGAAGGUCUCGAUCCAAGUCCCCGCGCCGCUGGUUCAGCCGAAAGUCCUUGGACGACCAAGUGGAGAUCAAGGUUUAUCACGUGGACGACAUCGAAAAACUCCAGCGCUUCAUGCAGGCAGAGGCCAACGAGGAGCGGUACCAGCAGCUCCACGGCCUACGACAGCAGCAGGGUGCACUGAAGGAAGAGUUGCGUCGCUCAAAGCAACGAUUGAUUGAAGACGACAAGAGGUGGAGUUAUGGACUCCGCGCCGAGCAAAUGUUCCCGUCUGAUGACCCUCGUCUUCCCCAAGCCCUACAAAUGGAAAACACGGUCCUGGAAAAACGCAUUAAAGCUUGCAAGUCAAGCCUCAUGAUGGUGACCUCCUUUGACCUGCCCAUGUCCACCGAAGUGUGACUUACUUGUCACGAAAUCUACUCAUGAUUGUGACCCCCUUUGACCUGGCCUUGUCCACCGAAGUCUGACGCGUGACUUACUUGUCACGAACAUUGUAGUGUUCGUAGCAAAACCCAGUUGUCUUCGCGGGCUCAAAGAUUUCUUGAGACUACAAGAAUGCACAAUAUUCGCACGGUAUUCGCACAUUCACACGAGCGAUUACUUAACGAGAAUCAGCCGACUAUCCAACGAAUACCACUCGUGGGCUUAUCGCCAUAAAAGGGUUCUCUCUAGCUGCACUUGAAGAUCGUAAUUGUUAUAUUUUUAAUAAUACCAAUUAUACAUAGGUAUUUAUUUUGUAUAAUAAAAAUCAUUCGGACAA
Molecule: messenger RNA, 6802 nt
Organism: Nematostella vectensis (starlet sea anemone)
Lineage: Eukaryota; Metazoa; Cnidaria; Anthozoa; Actiniaria; Edwardsiidae
Product: kinesin-like protein KIF26B
Exons: 17
Coding region: 457-6441 (1994 amino acids)
Biological process (GO): microtubule-based movement
Molecular function (GO): microtubule binding; ATP binding; microtubule motor activity
Source: RefSeq, a predicted model, not a curated record